AUGUCGGAUAUACCCAAAAUAUCGUUCAAUCUAGAAUACCGAUCAACUCAAGAUGACGCCUGGUACACUUCCGGCGUCAUUCUGGAUCACCAUAACCAGCUGCUUCGUGUUAAGUUCAAAGAAUUCCCCGAAAUCCAACACGACGAGGUUUUUUCCGUCUCCGAUUUUUCGAGUUCCGAUGAUGUAGACGAGUUUCGACGGAGAUUCCGUGCGGAGACGGUGCCGGUGGAGGAUAAUGAGUGUACUAAAGUGAUCGAAGGCAUGACGGUUUGUGCUGCAUAUACAGAGGAUGGAAUUUGUCGCUACUUUGACGCCAUUGUUGACGCUGUAUAUUACAAAGAACAUACACAUGAGAAAUGUGUAUGCAAUUAUUUGCUGGUCUGGCAGCAUGGUCCGGGAGAGAACAAUAUAUCCGCAACUAAACUUGAAGAUAUUUACAUAAUUAUGACCUAUGCUGUUGAUCCCACAGUGGCCGAAUUUAUAAAACUUGUCAAGGAUAAACUAAGAGGGGCCUCUUCUCAGUUUAGUCUGAUCCCCAAGAGUUCAUCUUUUUCCAAAAAAUCAAGUUCAAGUGGAACUUUUAAUAUGUCACAGGCAAGGAUUUCACUAAUGCGGGGCCCAGUUCUCAUGCUGGAUAUUUUGAAGGUUAAAACGACGUUCUGCAGCCUCUGUUUAUUAACUAAUAAUGACUAUGAUAUUAUCACUUAUCUUGAGUUGUUUCUAACGGAUAGGGAGGAAAAGGUUCUGCCCCCAGUUUAG
Molecule: messenger RNA, 759 nt
Organism: Erigeron canadensis
Lineage: Eukaryota; Viridiplantae; Streptophyta; Magnoliopsida; Asterales; Asteraceae
Exons: 3
Coding region: 1-759 (252 amino acids)
Molecular function (GO): chromatin binding
Source: RefSeq, a predicted model, not a curated record